AUGAUGCUUCAUUAUGAUCCUUCAUUAUUUUUUGGCUUGUAUGCGAGACUGACAUUGUUUCGCUUUUAUAAAACAAAUGCAUUUAAGCAAAGCCACGAUAAAUUGAUUUUACCAGAAAUUGAAAAAAUUGCUUUUCAAAAUGUUGCUUUGCACUACUGUCCAGACGACGCAGCAGAGUAG
Plasmopara halstedii is the source of this 180-nucleotide messenger RNA. RefSeq lists its product as uncharacterized. The record is from RefSeq and is a predicted model, not a curated record. The transcript is spliced from 2 exons. NCBI's taxonomy places the organism in Eukaryota, Oomycota, Peronosporomycetes, Peronosporales, Peronosporaceae. The coding region runs from base 1 to 180 and encodes 59 amino acids.